GAAGCCAAUCAGCGUCGCCGCGGUUCGGCUUUAAAGUCCCCGCCCAGCGGCCGGGACGCAGACUCUCCAGAGCUGCAGGAUGGGGGUGAUGGCGCCGCGAACGCUGCUGCUGCUGCUCUCGGGGGCCCUGGCGCUGACCCAGACCAGGGCGGGCUCCCACUCCAUGUGGUAUUCGAAACCGCCACGUCCCGGCCCGGCCGCGGGGAGCCCCCGGCACAUAGAAGUGGGCUACGUGGACGACACGCAGUUCGUGCGCUUCGACAGCGACGCCGAGAAUCCCAGGAUGGAGCCGCGGGCGCCCUGGAUGGAGAAGGUGGGGCCCGAGUAUUGGGAACUGAACACGCAGAAUGCCAAGGGCCACGCGCAGACUCACCGAGUGAACCUGGACACCGCGCUCCGCUACUACAACCAGAGCGAGGGCGGCUCUCACACCUUCCAGACGAUGUAUGGCUGCGACGUGGGGCCAGACGGACGCCUCCUCCGCGGGUACCGGCAGUUCGCCUACGAUGGCGCGGAUUACAUCGCCCUGAACGAGGACCUGCGCUCCUGGACCGCGGCGGACGUGGCGGCUCAGAUCACCCAGCGCAAGUGGGAGGCGGCUGGUGUCGCGGAGGGCGAGAGGGCCUACCUGGAGGGCACCUGUGUGGAGUGGCUCGCCAGAUACCUGGAGAACGGGAAGGAGACGCUGCAGCGCGCGGACCCCCCAAAGACACAGGUGACUCACCACACUAGCCCUGAAGGACACAUCACUCUGAGGUGCUGGGCCCUGGGCUUCUACCCUAAGGAGAUCACCCUGAUAUGGCAACGAGAUGGGGAGGACCUGACCCAGGACAUGGAACUUGUGGAGACCAGGCCUGCAGGGGAUGGAAACUUCCAGAAAUGGGCAGCUGUGGUGGUGCCUGCUGGAGAGGAACAGAGAUACACGUGCCAUGUGCAUCAUGAGGGGCUGCCUGAGCCCCUGGCCCUGAGAUGGGAGCCACCCACUUGGUCCACCAUCCCCACUGUGGUAAUUGUUGCUGGAAUCCUUGCUGGAAUCCUUGCUGUCAUUGGAGCUGUGUUCGCUUUUGUCUUGUGGAAGAAUAAGAAAAACAGAGGUGUAAAAAAAGGGACCUAUGCACCAGCUGCCUGUAAUGACAAUGCCCAGGGCUCUGAUGUGUCUCUGACUGCUUAAAAAGUUGAGACAGCAGCCUUCUGUGGGACUGAGCACCACAGAAAUAAUUCAGUUCUCUUCCUGCUCCCCACUGUGACUUCAAGAGAUCCCGACUUCUCUGCACAGCUGGCAUCUAACUGUGUCUAUGUGCCUGUGUUCCUGUCAUCAUCAUGUGAGGAAAUGGAGAGAGGAGCACAUCCCUGAUCACCAAGCUCCCUCCCCACACUGUCUGUUCCCUUCCUGAAUCAGCUUUCCUCUGUAGCAGAUAUGAGGCUGGAUGUCUUCAGUCCUGAUUUAGAUUUAUGUUGCUCUGGGCUGUAGCUUCUUUCUUACCUAUUAAAAAACAGAAUCUGGAUAUUGUUUUGUAUUUCAAAUUUGUGGCCUGAAGUGUGCUUGACGGUUAAUUAAAUGACAAGAGAAUUUCUAAAAUUUCUGAGAGAAAAUAAACCUGAAACCUUCCAGGA
Messenger RNA from Sciurus carolinensis (gray squirrel), 1614 nucleotides. RefSeq names its product class I histocompatibility antigen, Gogo-B*0102 alpha chain-like. The record is from RefSeq and is a predicted model, not a curated record. The transcript has 8 exons. Gene Ontology annotation, biological process: antigen processing and presentation of endogenous peptide antigen via MHC class Ib; antigen processing and presentation of endogenous peptide antigen via MHC class I via ER pathway, TAP-independent; positive regulation of T cell mediated cytotoxicity. Lineage: Eukaryota; Metazoa; Chordata; Mammalia; Rodentia; Sciuridae. Gene Ontology annotation, cellular component: external side of plasma membrane. Gene Ontology annotation, molecular function: signaling receptor binding; peptide antigen binding. The coding region runs from base 80 to 1171 and encodes 363 amino acids.